Trypanosoma theileri is the source of this 2745-nucleotide messenger RNA. RefSeq lists its product as uncharacterized. The transcript has a single exon. Bases 1 to 2745 code for a protein of 914 amino acids. Lineage: Eukaryota; Euglenozoa; Kinetoplastea; Trypanosomatida; Trypanosomatidae. The record is from RefSeq and is a predicted model, not a curated record.
AUGACUAUUCUCACAAAACCAAUUCCCUCUACCUCCUUUCGUUCUUGGAGAGUUCUCGCUGGUGGCUUAGAGAAACAAUUGUGUGUUCAGGAACGUACAUUAGAAGGACUUGAGAAGAACAAACGUCUUAGACAUCGAUUAAUGUAUCGGGUAACCGAUCUUGCACAAUAUCGUAUUUUAUGUUCCUCUAAUCCUCUGGACUACGAGUCAGAAGCAACGAAAGAAAUGGCGAUGAGUGGAAAAGAUGCGAACAAAACUUCUCGAAUGGUUUUGGCAGUCGCUGAUAAUCUUUCAGAUAUCAUGAAAGAUUGGGAAAGAAUAAUUGCUGUUUGGGAAGAGCGUAGUCACAAGAGUAAUAAUACUCUCGUAGGUAAGAGACGAUCAAGUAUUAAAACACUAUUCACAGAAGAGAAUUGGAAUGUAUUUCUUCAACGCAUUGCUGCCGCAGAAACCGUAUCACCAAAGAUAAAUAAUGAAGAGAUGAAUGAAAUCACAAAAGAAAUCCUCACUCCUACUUCUAAUGGUGUACAGGAUAAAACUGAAACUUUAGAAGAAGAAUUUGAACAGACGUUACAAACUCAAGAUGUCUACGAUAGGUUUCUUAUUCGAAUUAUAGGUCUCUGGUAUGGGUAUCGCCCUAUUGAAGCAUUCGUAUAUUUGAUUGUACUAACUGUUGGUUGGUUUUCUGGUUUCUUGUAUUGGCCAGUUCUCUCUUUUAUUACACUCGUUGUAGGGUUUCCGUGGCGCCGUAAAGAAAUGAGUAUCGACGAAAAUAAACAGUGUUUGCAAACACUUUGUAAUAUAGAAAUAUUACUUGGAUGGCGAAGUCCUCAACGUGUUGUAUUAACCUUAACAACAUUAGUACUGCUUGAUUAUAUUAUAACCUUGUGUUUACAUAGAUGUAUUUGGAAAGAUAUUACAGAAAGGAUCGUUCCACAAAUACUGAUAUUAUCACUUUUAUAUACCGGAAUAAAAAAUUUCCUGAAAAAAUCGAAAUCUCACUCACAUAUUGCUUCCUUUGAUGUUCCUAGUAAUGAAGAGACUGUCAUUCCUCCUCCUCAACCAACGUUGGAUACUCCUGUAAAAAAAGAGGAAAAUUUAGAUGUGAAUAAGGCAAGACAAGUAAUACCUCCUCUGAAUGAUCGUGAAAAAGCCCUUCUUGAUGAAAUAGCACCAGAAGGUCCUUUUUCUAAUAUUGUUCGACGAACUAUAGAGUUCGCUUCAGAGUCUAAUGGAUGGAUAAAACGAGAAGUACGGUCAGAUGGUCUCGUAAUUUGGGAAAAACAAAGCAACUAUUCUCAUAAGACUGCCAUAUUAAUCACUGCAAAUAUUCCUUCUGCGAAUGUAGGUAGUUUACAAGAGUUAUUUCUUGAUGAUCCUGAAUUUGAAGAUAAAAAAACAACAUAUGCCUAUAAGUAUGAUUCACUUCUUUCAAGGAGAGUACUUGUGAAACCACUAGGUAUGAAUGAAUUUAUUGUUCUCACUCGUUAUAAGUCCCCUGGUUGGGGUACGGCACCACGGGAAGUACUGAGUUGCAUUAGUUGUGCGAACCUUUUUACACCAAAGCAACAGGAAGAACUCGGUAUACGAAAAUUUAAUUCUGAAAAAGAAAAUGUUAAAGAAUUAAUGGCUUUUGCUCAAUGUGGUAUUGAUUGUCCAGAAGAUGUAAUUCCCCUUCCACCAUCACUAGUUUCACGUCAACAUCAACGGGCAACAGCACAUAUUUACCUCAUUAUGGGUCUUGAAGAAGCUGAUAACUCACUAACACUUCGACUUUGUUUCGAUGUGGAUCCUAAAGGAAAUAUACCUGCAAGUUUCCAAAAUCACGCAAAUAAACAACAAAUAGCAAAGGCUGAAAAAAUUGCAAAAUUACUUCGGGAAAUGGGUCCGAAACCAAAUAUGUUGCGUACGUAUGUCAAUUCAAGAGAUUUUUUCCCUCUUUUACAGACUGUAUCUUCUUCGGCAGAAACUUCAACGUCUGAUAGCAAAAAGGAAACUUCUAAUGUUAAAACAGAGUCAUUGCAAGUUCCCACUACUAACUCAGAGGUUCUUAGAAUAGCGAAACGUUUCGUUCAAGAGCUUCUUUUGCGUGAUUGGAAAUUACACUCCACAAAGCGUGGUGUUACACUCUGGACAACAACGACACCGUGGACCGAUAAGAAAGCGGUAAAGACGGUCAUCUUCAUCCCUCAUGUGACGUUAAAAGAUUUGGAUGCAGUUUUAAAUAAUCUCACUCUUGCAAACAAGCUGGACAAGACCAUUAAAGAAAAAAAGAUUGUCAAGACUCUUUCUAAAGAGGUCCAAGUGAUUCAAACAAAGUUCAUUUCUCCUAUGAUGGGUGUCGCUGCGCGUGAUAUGGUGACCCGUGCGGUCAUAUCUUAUUACCCAAGCGCAGAUGAAUGUGAGGCAAUUGGCCUUACCAAAGAUAUCAAACCUUCACAGGGAUCUGUGUUUUUGCAAGUCGCAGAGGACGCGUCGGAGGAGUUACCGAUCUCUUCUGACUACACACGUGGACGUGUAUUUCUCUUUGGUGUGCUGGCAGAGGAGACUGUGGACGAGAAUGGUGUGGAGGGUGUUCGUCUCACACGAUGUGCGGCUGCAGACCCUGGUGGUUCAAUGCCCACUCUUAUUGUUGACGCCGCCGUGGUUGUGCAGAUUGAAAACACUGUGAAAAUUGCGGAAGCUGCAAAGAGACUGCAUAGUGCGUCCCCUGUAGCCACACCUACAGUGCCAAGGCCUGCAUGA